AUGUGUGAACUUGCAGAUGAGUAUGGAGAAGUAGAUGUUUUUAUAGAUCAUGAGCUGUGUAUAGCAACACCCGGGGUUAGAAGUGAGGGUCAGACAAGUAAGGGGGUUGAUAGGAAUGGUGAGGAUGAGUGUGAGAGAAAUAAGGGGCAGACAAGUAAGGGGGUUGAUAGGAAUGGUGAGGAUGAGUGUGAGAGAAAUGAGGGGCAGACAAGUAAGGGGGCGGAUGAUAACGCUCAUGAUGAGUGUGAGCAAACUGAGCAGCAAGCAAGUAAUGGGGUGGAUGACAACACUAGUGAUAAGCCCGAGGGAAAUCAGGGUGAGGGAGAUAACAGGUUCCAAGCUCAGUUUAAGUCUGGAAAGGAAGGUCAAGCUGCAGCGGUUGAGAAUGAAUAUGAGAGUGAUAAUGAUUUUGUAGACAAUGAUGACAUCUUUCUCCCUACUUCGCAAAAUACCGAGGAAGAAUGGAAUGAUUAUGAGAGAGGGAUGCGACAAAAGAAGUCAACAAGACAAACAAUGCCCCGAGAUAAAGAGUUUUUUUUCUUGGGUCAGACUUUCAAUUCUGGAAAGGAGUUUAAAAAAGAGAUAUUGAGACGGAACCCAUCUUAUAAGGCCGCUGACAUUCAACAUGAUAUGAAGACAGAGUAUCAGCUGACAGUCCCGAUCAGUAAAUGUUUCAAGGCAAGGCGCAUUGCAUUGGAUAUGGUAAUGCAAGAUCAGGUGGUGCAAUUUGCAAAGCUGUGGGAUUACGAGCAUGAGCUCCGAAGGUCUAACCCUAACACAACCACUGAAAUUGUCAUUGAUAAUGGGUUAUUUAACAAAUUCUACAUAUGCUUUGAAGUGCUACGCAAUUCGUGGAAGAAAUCUUGUCGACCAGUCAUUGGACUUGAUGGAUGUUUUCUAAAGUGGGAGCUAAAAGGAGAACUACUUGCAGCGGUUGGUCGGGAUGCCGAUAAUCGUAUUUUUCCUAUUGCAUGGGCUGUUGUACAUAUGGAGACAAUAGACAGCUGGACUUGGUUUGUUCAGAAACUAAAAGCUGAUUUAUCCUUGGGAGAUGGCCAAAACAUCACCAUAUUGUCUGACAAACAGAAGGGUUUGUUGAAUGCAAUUCAUCAUGAAUUACCACGUGCGGAGCAUCGAAUGGGUGCUCGACAUAUAUAUGCUAACUGGAAGAAGUCAUUCAAGAGUCUAGAACUGAAGUGCCUAUUUUGGAGAAUUGCAACAAGUUUCCAUCAAGGAAUUAUGCGGAACACAUGGGUACAUUGGCUUCUAAAGAUCCUGAUGCUCCGAACUGAGCCAACACAACGGUGUAGAGCUUUUUUCAAGGCAGAUUCACAUUGCAAGGAUGUGCAUAACAACUUAUCGGAGAGUUUCAACCGAACUAUCAAAGAGGCAAGGAUGAGACCAAUGAUUGACAUGCUUGAAGAAAUCCGUAGACAAACAAUGUUACGGAUUGCAAAGAGAUCGGUUCAGGCAACCAAGUGUGUAACGGAGUUCACUCCAAAAAUAAUGGCGGAGUUGGAAGAGGCUCGGGGAAAGUCAAGGCAUUGCAUGAUGAUACCUAGUGGUCGAGGCAAAUACGAGGUAAUGGAAUUCGGGGUUAGUUUUUCUGUUGACCUGUAUGCCAAGAGUUGUGCAUGUCGUAGAUGGGACUUGACGGGUGUACCGUGUCAGCAUGCCAUUACAAUGAUCAAUGAGAUGAGAUAUGAUCUUCCAAGGUAA
Messenger RNA from Tarenaya hassleriana, 1719 nucleotides. RefSeq lists its product as uncharacterized. The record is from RefSeq and is a predicted model, not a curated record. Gene Ontology annotation, molecular function: zinc ion binding. NCBI's taxonomy places the organism in Eukaryota, Viridiplantae, Streptophyta, Magnoliopsida, Brassicales, Cleomaceae. The transcript is spliced from 3 exons. The coding region runs from base 1 to 1719 and encodes 572 amino acids.